Molecule: messenger RNA, 514 nt
Organism: Spathaspora passalidarum NRRL Y-27907
Lineage: Eukaryota; Fungi; Ascomycota; Pichiomycetes; Serinales; Debaryomycetaceae
Gene: ARC15
Product: Arc15p
Exons: 1
Biological process (GO): regulation of actin filament polymerization; Arp2/3 complex-mediated actin nucleation
Cellular component (GO): actin cytoskeleton; cytoplasm; Arp2/3 protein complex
Molecular function (GO): actin filament binding
Source: RefSeq, a predicted model, not a curated record
ACAACCAAUUGAACACAAUGGCAUCAGAAGACUGGAGAAAAAUCGAUAUUGACGCAUUAACAGAAGCUCAUAUAACCGAAGAAGACUUACUCCCUGCUUUAGAUCCAGUCUCUUACGAAACUAUAGUAAGCAUCAGUCAACAAGUUCGUACUUAUUUAUCCUCGGGAAAAUUCCAAGAAGCUUUAGAGCUCGUAUUAGAUAAUCCUCCAUAUGUUUCCGAUCCAAAGGCUAAAGAGGCUCAUACCAGUACAGCACUUGAAGUUUUAAUCUCCAUUAAAACCAAUCAUAAUUUAAGUCAAUUAAGUUCUAUUAUUAAACAAUUGAAUUCAGAACAACAGGACACAUUAGUCAAAUAUUUGUACAAGAACAUGAGUCUGGAAUUCGGUCAGAAACAAGGUACUAUCUUAUUGACUUGGUUUGAAAAAACCGUCGAAGUUACUGGUUUGGGUCCAAUUGCUAGAUAUUUAACCGAUAGAAGAACUGUAUAGUUAUAAUUACAAGUGUUACCAAUGAG